Molecule: messenger RNA, 5313 nt
Organism: Sceloporus undulatus (fence lizard)
Lineage: Eukaryota; Metazoa; Chordata; Lepidosauria; Squamata; Phrynosomatidae
Gene: ELMOD2
Product: ELMO domain containing 2
Exons: 9
Coding region: 166-1059 (297 amino acids)
Cellular component (GO): membrane
Molecular function (GO): GTPase activator activity
Source: RefSeq, a predicted model, not a curated record
UGGGCAUGCGCGGUUGGGACUGGGAGGAUGGGCCCAAAGCUUGGCACCGCUUAAAGCGGAGAGGAGGAGGCGGCCUUUGCGGUGCUGCUCCGGCGCCACGUUCCCGGGAGGAGGACGAGGACGCAGCAGUCGGGCCAAGGCUUGUAAUGAGUCUGGGAUCAGAAAAUGAUUGUAAACGUAUGGAAAUACUUGUAUAAAAAUAUCUUUCGAUUUUGGUUAAAAUGGAUCCUGAGACAAUUGACUGGAAAAUGUGAACUGCAGCGUAUCUGUGAUGGCUCAAGAAGAAAUGCAGAAAGGACACUAAAAAUAGAGUACUCACUGAAAGCAUCAAAAUAUAAGGCUUUACAAAAUGCUGUGAAUACUGCUGAAGAUGAAGUACAAAAAUGCGUGGCACUUAUCAUACAAGAAAAGAAGAUUAAUAUACAAAAAGAUACAAGGUUUGCCUCAAAGCUUCAGUUAUGCUUGCUCCAGAUAUCUGGCUGCAGGAAAUUAUAUUUAGCUGUAGAAGAAUUGAGAAAACAUCCAUAUAAUUCAGACAAUAAAGAACAUGAGGAGCAACUAAUGGAGCUUUGGAAUUUAUUGAUGCCCCAUGAAAAACUGAAGGCUAGAAUCACAAAGCAGUGGUGUGACAUUGGUUUCCAAGGUGAUGACCCUAAAACAGACUUCAGAGGAAUGGGCAUGCUGGGAUUAACUAACCUUCUAUAUUUUAGCAAACAUUACCCACGUGAAGCUCGUCAAAUCCUUUCUCGGUCAAAUAAUCCAAAAUUGGGAUAUUCCUAUGCAAUAGUUGGGAUCAAUUUGACAGAGAUGGCUUAUAGCUUAUUACGGAAUGGCUUGUUAAAAACUCACUUCUACAACUUAGUUUCUGGUAUGCCACAACUGAAGGAUUUCCAUCAAUUUUAUUGUUAUUUGGCUUAUGAAUUUGACAAAUUUUGGUUUGAAGAAAAACCUGAAAGUAUUAUGUACUUCAAUCAAUACAGAGAGAAGUUUCAUGAAAAUGUUAAAAGAUGUCUCCUGGAUUAUGACACAGUGCUUGCCUUAAAAAAUGAAAAACAGUAAUGUGCAGUCCUUUGGGUCCUGCUUAUAAAAAUUAUGCACUUGACUGGAAAUCUCAUAUAACCAAAAACUUCAUUCAGUGAUCAAAGUUUUAUACAUUUUUAAAAUCAAAAAUCAAUUGAGAGAGCUGGGACAAUCAACACUUAUGAAGACUGUACACUAUUUGCUGAAAGUCAGGUUUUUUUUUUAAUGUAUGAAGAUCCUCACUGAAUCAUAAAACCUCACAUUUUAUAUACCUGACAGAAAGUGAAAAGGUUUCUUGGGGUAUUCUCUAUUUUCUAGCAGUAGCUUGGUUUUCCAAAUCUGACUCUUGUUUAGUUUACAUUGAGAGAUGUUGCAAUACUUGAUGAAUAGCUUUUUUGUAGGUUAGGUUAUAGUUUUAUUUCCCCCCAACAUGGAACACAUGGCUCUUUAUUAUUAAGUUUCUGGGAGGAAGACACACAAAAAAGAUUAUUUUAUUUUGAUGCAUGUAUGAGAGCAGCCUUCACUUGUGUUUAUGUGAGAUUAUUCCACAACACUUCAGGUUAAGUUGAUUUUUCUUGUGGAUGUAUGUAUUCAGAAACUGCCAGAUUAAAUCUUCCAUUUUAAACAAGUUUUUUCAUGGUACAGUAACAAUAUUAAGCAAAAUAUUUUCCAUGUAUUGUACUGUGUUGCUAUGCAAUUGCUAUCACAAGUGAACAGGUCAUUGUUCUUGUGUCAGCUAAUACCAGCUGACAUAAAAGCCUGAGAAUAUUGAGCUCAAAAUGUUUAACAGAAGAUCAAUAACAGGCCAUUUUUCCUGGCAUGCAUUGAGAAAGGCAGCUAAGAUGACAUAUUACCUGACAAUCUAGGCAAUAGGAUUUUACAUCUGUUGCAAAUCUAAUAAGCUUGUUUAAAAUGUUUCUCAGCAAGCUUAGCUUGUGGCUAGCCUUGUGUGUGUUUUGCAGGGUGAGAUGAUCAGUUCAGACAUUUAAUCUUUUUUUUAAAAGUGCCUUUUACUUGACUAAAAUUGAACUUUAUCUGCAAGGCUUGAGAAUUUGGGACUGUCUCAUUACUGGACAGCUUCUAGCACAGACUGACUACUGUUGUAAAAAAAUAAUCAAAAAAACCAUGUUUCAUUUGGUCAAUUUAUUACUUGACUAGGUGUAUUACUCGUGAAGAAGAGCUGAAAGGGACAGAAAGAAAACAUAUGAAUACAAUGAUUCCACAUGGCAAAUUGAGGGUGCAAAAUAGUUAGCAAUUACUUGAAUUGCAGGUGUGAGCACCCUCAUUUCAACUGGGACUCUGGUAUGCACAGAUCUUAACUCUCUGUGAUUCUAAUUUGGAUUGUGGGCUUACUUUUGUAAAGUGUAUUGAAAAAAACAAAAACAAAAAAACAAAAAACCAAACUCUAGUCCUUCUCAUUGGACUGAAUGGGAGUCAUUUUUCUAUUGUUAACAGUAGACACAGUGGAAUGACUAGGACCAUAGUUUGGGAAGGGUAAGCCCGCAUACCCUUAUCCCAGGAUUCAAGUCCAAAUUGAGAGACUUGCACUUGCACUUUCCUUUUUAAAAAGGAAUUGCUUAUUGUGUAGAAAGUGUCACAUUUCGUUUAACUCCUUGUAACAUUUUUAACAUUGAAGAUAUUGCCUGUGGUGCAAGUAUUAGUUAUAAUCUAUGGCAUUUAAUAAUAUUCAUUAUAAGCACAGUAAAAAUAAAUAAAAGCAGCAGCAAAACUGAAGAUGUCUAAUUUCUGGAUACCUGUAUCAGAAUCCCUCCUUUAGAUGGUAGGGUAGGCCCUGCUUGAGUGACAGAGAAGUGAUGUGUUGUUUUUCAGUAUAAUCCCAUUUUGGAAAAUAGAUGUUUAGGGAGUUAUUGUUGUCUUGGUAAAAUUCUCAUGCAAGAAACAUGACGUGUGCAAAAUUCAGUGGUGUAUAGACUGUAUGUCCACAUGGCUAAGAUGUUUCCUUUGGACUCCAUCUAUUGAGACACCCAAUUCUUCUUUGUAGAAAAAAACAGAGAAACCUGUAUGUCUAGUCAUAUACAAGCAGUGAAUUUCUCAUAGUCUUACAGAUAUGAAUGCUAUUUGUGGCAGAUAUUGUGGCCAGAAUCCUGUUGGGCAGUUGUGAGUAUGUAACAGAUUUAUAACUGCUACAUGUUUACAAUCUCUAUAUAGUUCCUAGUUUAGGGGUUACUAGGGACUGCAAAAGUUCCCCAAAUCCCUCUUACUAGUGGCCUGUUCCUGUCAGUCGAGAAUCAGUUGCCUGACAUGCUACACACCAUUCAUGUGGAGAUGUCCAGUGCAAGAAGGAUUGUGACAGGAGUCCUUCUGCCUGUUAUGCUGGAGGGGUGGAAACACCAGAUAGCUGCUUCCUGCAUGACAGAGGAAUGGACCUCCAUCUGUUCCAGCCACUGUUGACCAAUAAGAGGUGUUGUGCGGAGCUAGCCAGGAUCCACUACAUAGCACUGUAGUUACACCGCUACUUAGUAUGUAAUGGAUUCCAUUGAUUCUCUUUUUCAUGGUGUGGAAGAACAGUGACCACUCAGUACAUCUGAGUUUUCACUUUUUUUGGCUUCAUUGAAAUUUAUGGUAAUUAUUUAUUGGGGGGAAUGCUCCAUUUACUUUUUUCAAAGUAAUUUCAGUACAUUAAAUUGAAAAAACAACCCCAAGCAACCCAAUAACAAAAGAAUUUUCAAAGUGCCUGUAUUACUUACUAUACCCAACAUGUUUUGAAAGCACAGUUAUGGAGCUUUUCUCUUCCCACAGAUCUGGAACAAUGAGCCCUUGUGCUAUUCCUCUGCUAAAACAGACACUUUUGUUCAUUUUGUGAGUAAAUUAAAUGCAGUAAACAUACUGGAAACUGAGGAUACUAAAAUGAGCAUUCCAGAGGAGAUUUCAGGUUGCAUCGUCAGGAGAACCUUUGACACUGCUUAUCAUCUGUGUACUUAAAUAGAAGUCUAAGAAGCUCUGUUUAUAUAUCCUGGCAAAAGAGUUGGAUAAUAGUUUUCCUUGUGAAUUGCAGUAUUCAUUCAUUUUUCCAAUUCUCUCAAUCUACUUUUUUGGAUUUAUGUUAACUAGCAAACAUAUUUGGCUUUUGACAUUUGGAUAUACCAAAUCAGUCUAUUUGAGCCCUACUAAACCUUUUGAAUGGUACCUGGGUCAUAAGUUUGUGGGUUAGCAAUGAAGUACACAAAAAGAACUUUAGUUAAAGUAGCAAACGAAGGCGUAAAUAACUAAUUGGACUAGAUUAUAACAUUUUUUGUGUUUUUUCAAAAACAAAAUAUCAGCAAAAAACAAAGUUAUGUUACGGUAACAUAUCCAGUUCUGUCAGUGUCUAGCAUUUAUACCUGAGUAUCUUUUGUAAUGGGGUUUCUACUAUUUUUACAGCUGUAAAUAUUUUGAAGUCCUUCCUGGAAUAAUUUGAAUCUUCCUUCAUGAGUAUUUUGUUAACACUGUAAUGCAGUAUUCCAUUGUUUCAGAUAGCUGUAUAGUUCUAUGUGAAUGCAUUAUCUGGGUAUAAGAAUCGAAGCUUAAUAUAUUCAUUCUCACUUAGGCUGUACUCCUAUACAUUGGGAGUAAGUGCUAUUGCGCUAAAUGGCAUUUAUUUUUCAGUAGGAAUGUGUAGUAUUGCCCUGAUAGUUUGCGUAUGUAUUAGUGCACUUCAGACAUACUGAUUCUAGACUGAUGAAACGUUUAUUGGUAAUAGGAAUGAGGCAUGUGUCCUUGUGUUCCUCAUCUUUCCUGUUUACAAACCCACUGAUGUUCCAUAUCAUUUUGCCAGGUCAUUCAAAAAUUUGGGUUCUCCACAAAUGAGUCUGUGGCGUGGAAGAAACUUUCUGAGUUUCUUCAUUUGGAUGUCAGGCAAACUGGUUUAAAGAAAGCAGGAAAGUUUUAAGGAAGCUGACUGCAUGAAGGAAAGGGAGCUGUGUGAAAGGAGUCACCUCUGUCUUAUUCCUGUUUCAAUGAACCACGGUCUGGCAUUAUAUUUGCACCAUACAAAGUUUCAUAAGCAUGUGGGUUAUAUACAUGCUUUCCCAUUUUCUUUUAAAAAUAAUUCAUUCCAGCAUAGUGCAGCCUGGAAUCCACAUGCAAACAUGCAGAGAUCCUAUACAGUCCUUUCUCACUUAAACAGCAGCAACAACAAAACAGCUGAAAGCAAAACUCACCUGAAAGCAAUCUUUUUAGGUCUGAAAAAGUGUCCAGCAGGGCAUGAUUUUGCUUUCAGGACCACUGACCCCAAAACAGGAGAGGGAAAGUGUAAAAGUGAGAUUAUGAUGUUUGAUCACCAAAAAAUUAUAC